CGAGCCGGGCCCCCCGCCCAGCCCGCCGGGGCGCUGCGAGCAGCGGGCGCUGCCCCGCCGAGGGACCCGCACAGCCGGGCCAGCCCAAGGGUCACCGAGCUGCCCCCACCCAGAGCCGGCACAUGGGCCAGCAGCGUCCCCCCGCCCGCCGCGGAUGACGGCAGCGUCCUGCAGCAGCUGUGCCACCCACGAGAGCUGUGCCACCCACGAGAGCUGUGCCACCCACGAGAGCUGUGCCACCUGCAGCAGCUGUGCCACCCACGAGAGCCACGCCCAGCCCGUCUUCAUGAGGGACAGCCCUGGAGCCCAGAGGGACACACGGUGCUCAGGAUGCUGAGUCUGGCCCAGUGCUGAGCCCAGCGAGCUGAGAGCUGCAGGGAGGUCUGCGAGGGCUCUGCCACACCGUCCCUGAGCCAUGGUCUAGGAAGCACCGGGACCAUGAAGGGCUUAGGAGACAACAGAAGCCGCCAUCUCUCCGAAAACCUGGACUCCCCUCAAGACUCUCUUUAUGCCCCCCAGGACAGGAACCCUUAUCUCCUCAGCCCCACCGACUCCUUCACCAUGGAUCCCCGAUUCCCAGCCCAGAACACCGUCCACGGCGACUGUCUCCUGCCGCUCAACAACCAGAUCUCCAACAGCAGCACCUUCCCCCGCAUCCAUUACAACUCCCACUUCGAGGUCCCGGAUGAAAACCCUUUUCCGAGCCAUGCCCAAGCCACAAAGAUCAACCGCCUGCCUGCCAACCUCCUCGACCAGUUUGAGAAGCAGCUGCCCAUCCACAGGGACGGCUUCAGCACGCUGCAGUUCCAGCGCAGCGACGCCAAGCACCGCAGCGAGAGCCCGGGCCGCAUCCGGCACCUGGUGCACUCCGUGCAGAAGCUCUUCGCCAAGUCCCAGUCCCUGGAGGGCCCCGCCAAGGGCAACGUGAACGGGAAGAAGGGGGCAGAUGACACCAAGCAAAACCGGAGGAGCAAGAGCAAGGACCGGGCCAAGACCUCUGAGCCCAAGCGCAGGACCAGGUCCAACAUCUCGGGCUGGUGGAGCUCCGAUGACAACCUGGACAGCGACACCUGCAGCUACCGCAACCCCAUGGGGCUGAUGACGCUGGGCCGGCAGCCCGACCACAGCCAGCCAAAGUACUUCAUGCACGCCUACAACACCAUCAGCGAGCACAUGCUGAAAUCCUCCAAGAGCAAUAACGACCUCAAGGUCACCCCUUGCACCAAUAUCCCCAUCAACAACGACUCCAACUACAUCAAGCGGGGCUCCUGGUCCACGCUGACGCUCAGCCAUGCCCGGGAGGUGUGCCAGAAGGCCUCCGCCACCAUCGACAAAGCCUUGCUCAAAUCCAAGUCCUGCCACCAGGACCUGGCCUACCACUACCUGCAGGACGCGCCGGCGUGCCCGGCCAGCCCUGCCCUGCCCAGCUUCCCCGGAGCACUGGUGCCCCACGGGGAGUGGAACAGCACGCUGUCCCGGGACAAGGACAGCGAGAUCCCGUGCCGGCGCAUGCGCAGCGGGAGCUACAUCAAAGCCAUGGGGGAUGAUGACAGCGAGGACUCAGAAACCAGCCCCAAACCAUCCCCGAAAACUGCAGCUCGGAGGCAGAGUUACCUCAAGGCCACCCAACAGUCCCUGAGUGAGCAGAGCACCACACAAAGGAGCCUGGACCGCCUGGACUCUGUCGAGAUCCUCCUACCUCCGAAGUUCCCCACCUGGGAGGAAGAAUACAACCAGAUCUCUGACAGUGCCAACGAGUCCAGCUGCAUCAACCAGAUCUUUGGACCCCCCUCACUUAUCCCUCAGAUAUUUACCCAUGGAGAGCAGGCACCCGAGCCGGAGCUGGGGGAGCAGUACGAGCCCGUCUGCGACUCCACCUACAGCGAGGCCGAGUCGGCGGCCGCGGAGGUGCUGGACCUGCCCCUGCCCAGCUAUUUCCGAUCCCGGAGCCACAGCUACCUCCGCGCCAUCCAGGCGGGCUGCUCCCAGGAGGACGACACGGGCUCCGUGCGCUCCAUCUCCCCGCCGCCCACGGGCAGCCUCAGCGGCAGCAGGACCCUGCCCACCAACAGCAGUUCAUCAUGCCUAGUGGCAUAUAAAAAGACUCCACCUCCCGUCCCACCUCGGACCACGUCCAAGCCCUUCAUCUCUGUCACUGUGCAGAGCAGCACUGAGUCAGCCCAGGACACCUACCUGGACAGCCAGGACCACAAGAGUGAGGUCACCAGCCAGUCGGGGCUCAGCAAUUCCUCAGACAGCUUGGACAGCACCAGGACACCCAGCGUCACCAGGGGCAGCGUCGUGACUGCAGCCAGAGACACUCCAGAGUUACCUCAGAAAAAUGCAACUUUGAAAAGUGACAAAGGGACUCUGACUAACGAAGAGCCUAAAGUGGAGAAUAUCCCCAAAAGAAAGCUAUCAUCUAUAGGAAUACAAGUUGACUGCCUUCAGCCAGUGGCAAAAGAGGAGCCUCCUCCACCAGCCACCAAAUUCCAGUCCAUCGGGGUACAGGUAGAGGACGAGUGGCGGAACAGCCACUCCCGCAGCAUGUCCUCCAAACAGGACACAGACUCUGACACGCAGGAGCCCAAUAACUCCAGCUGUAAAUCAUCUGAGAGAAGCCUCGCUGAGUGCCCCCAGCACAACAACUCCGUUGGUGUUGAUGCCUCCACCAGGCAACCAGCCAAGCCCUCACAGAUUAAGAGAAACCUCUCCUAUGGAGAAAACAACGACCCGGCCCUGGAGCCUUCCUCUCUCCCUCCUCCUGACCCCUGGCUCGAGAGCUCCUCCACGUCGCCGUCGGAGCCGGCGCAGGCGGGGCCCUGCCGGCGGGACGGCUUCUGGUUCCUGAAGCUGCUGCAGGCAGAGACCGAGCGCCUGGAGGGCUGGUGCCGCCAGAUGGACCAGGAGACCAAAGAGAACAAUCUCUCUGAGGAAGUCUUAGGAAAAGUCCUGAGUGCAGUGGGCAGUGCACAGUUACUAAUGUCACAGAAGUUCCAGCAAUUCCACGGCCUCUGUGAGCAAAACUUGAACCCUAAUGCCAAUCCCAGACCCACAGCCCAGGACUUGGCUGGAUUUUGGGAUCUCCUCCAGCUGUCCAUUGAAGACAUCAGCAUGAAGUUUGACGAGCUGUACCACCUCAAAGCUAAUAGCUGGCAAUUGGCAGAGACACCGGAGAGAAAGGAAGAGAAGAAGCCACCGCCUCCAGUGCCAAAGAAGCCAGCCAAGUCCAAAUCGCAGCUGGGCCGGGACAAAGGCUCCGACUCGGACAAGCAGCGGCAGGAGGCGCGGAAGCGGCUGAUGGCGGCCAAGCGCGCGGCCUCCGUGCGGCAGAACUCGGCCACCGAGAGCGCCGACAGCAUCGAGAUCUACGUCCCCGAGGCCCAGACCCGCCUCUGAGCCCAGCCACGGCCAGCCUGCGGCUUUUAUAAGUCAUUAAAUGGGAAAAAAAAGGUUCUCUUGAAACCUGUGUGAUUUAUUCAGUCUAGAGACAAUGAGCCAUCCUUGAAAAGGGCUCCUGAGUUGGCUUUUUUCUCUCUCAGCUUUAAGUAAUGAAGAUUUUAACAAAAAAAAAAAAAUACAAACAAAAAAAAAUUAAAAAAAAAAAGAAAAAAUGCCCCUCGUUUUCUCCCCAGCUGUGGUGUUGCUGAAUAGACUGGACAGACUCCUGGGAACUCCAGCCCCUCGACUUGGAACUUCAGUCUUUUUACUUGUUCUAUCUCAUGAGAAUUAUUAGCUUGUUUACAAGAAGAGGACAAGAAAACACGAAGCCUCGAGCACUUGCCAUGCUGUGUUCUUCCUCCUCCUCAGAUCUGUUCUGCCCUUCUCAUCCUUUAUUUUUCCCUCCUCCUGCUCCCGUUCCCCACCCUUUGCAUGGUUUCGGUUCCCGUGUCCGGACCCCCCUGUCCCCGCAGAGGGCACCUGUGGUGUGUCAUCCCUGCUGCCCUCUCCAGCCAGCAGCCUGCUGGGCUUUGUGUUCCUGGGAUGGGGGUGCUGGGCUGGGGGAGGACGGGCACAGGGGGCCCCAUCUUCAGCUUGUUGGAGGGAGAGGACGCCGGGGCUGUGGAAUGUGGGGUUGAAAUGCAGCCCAGAGCAAAAUGUGCAAUAAACCUGGCGCAGGGGACCCCGAGAGCCGGAACCCGCUCCGGAGCGGAACUGAAGGAGCAGAGAGCACGAGCACAGCACUAUGGUUUCCCUCCUCUUCCCCUUCCUACACCGCUGUCCUUGGCUGGCUGGUGGAGAGAGGAGCUGCUGCAGCAGGGGCUGUGGGGUCAGCGUGUCCAGGAGGAGACAGGAGGGUGUACAUAUGCACAUAUACACUUAGUAGUACCUGUAUAGUAAUUCCUACACACGGAUCCUGCCCACGCCACCGCGGGGGUGGGCAGAUGUAUAGCAUAUAUUUUUACAUGUACUAUAUCUAGAUGUGUGUCCAAGUGUGUGUAAAAAUAUAUACCCUGUGUGUAAGCAGAUGACUAUUUUUUCCUUAUCUCCCUGCUCUCUGGGUAGAGGAAGGAUUGCUAAAUAUUUUUUAGCCCAUUUUUUCUUCCCCUUUGUAGGUCUCCUUUCUGGUCUGGCUCCUCGGAGCCAGAGCUGCCACCCCCUGAUUCUUUGCCACCCUCUCACACAGAAGGUUUUUGUCCCAUCCUGAGGGAUCUUGCUGGGGAUUUUUUUUUUUUUUCCUCUUCACACGUUUGAACAAGUUGGGAGAUUGUGUGCUACUGUCAUGGGGGUGGAGGUGGAAUCCCAGUGGUUUCAGUGAGAGUGUUGGUGAUCCAGAAGGCAAAAAAUAAAUAAAAGUGAAAUCCUGAACGA
Molecule: messenger RNA, 4812 nt
Organism: Melospiza melodia melodia
Lineage: Eukaryota; Metazoa; Chordata; Aves; Passeriformes; Passerellidae
Gene: DLGAP4
Product: DLG associated protein 4
Exons: 15
Coding region: 439-3399 (986 amino acids)
Biological process (GO): signaling
Cellular component (GO): glutamatergic synapse; postsynaptic specialization
Molecular function (GO): molecular adaptor activity
Source: RefSeq, a predicted model, not a curated record